This is a messenger RNA of Aureobasidium pullulans EXF-150, 1614 nucleotides long. Its product is annotated as FAD/NAD(P)-binding domain-containing protein. Gene Ontology annotation, molecular function: oxidoreductase activity. The record is from RefSeq and is a predicted model, not a curated record. Lineage: Eukaryota; Fungi; Ascomycota; Dothideomycetes; Dothideales; Saccotheciaceae. The transcript has 2 exons. The coding region runs from base 1 to 1614 and encodes 537 amino acids.
AUGCUCCGCGCCGCCGCCCUCAGCACGGGCAAAAAACUGCACGUCGGUAUCGUCGGCGCCGGAUUCGCAGGUCUACGCGCCGCCGAUGUCCUUGUCUCCCACGGCCACCGCGUGACCAUCCUCGAAGCCCGAAACCGUGUUGGUGGACGAGUGGGCCAAUCCAAUCAUCUAGGACACACGGUUGAUCUAGGACCGAACUGGAUACAUGGAACAGAUGACAAUCCGAUUUUCGAUAUUGCGAAGAAAACGGAUACGCAGCUGCAUUAUUGGGAUGAGAGACAGAGGGUUAUAGAUACGUGUGGAGAAGCGCUGAAUAGCGAAGAAGCAGAGGAAUAUGGAAGGAUCAUCUGGGAAGAUGGACUAAUCAGUAAAGCCUUUGCGUACAGCAGGGAAAACACCGCUACCAUCGACGCAUCAGCAUCGCUUAUGGAUUUCUUCACUGAAAGGGUAGGAGAGUAUUUUACUGAUUUGGAUGCGAAAGAGGCGGAAAGAAAGAGGAACACACUGCUCAACAUUUGCGACUUUUGGGGUAGUUAUGUGGGUUCUCCGACUAAGAGGCAGAGUUUGAAGUUCUUUUGGUUGGAGGAGUGUAUUGAAGGUGAAAAUCCGUUCGUGGCAGGGACAUACACGAAGAUCUUGGAACAUGUGGCCAGACCUGCGUUGGAGAAGGCAGAGAUCAAAUUUAACACCAAAGUCACUGGCAUCACGGGGAGAAAGAGCCAGGAUGAGAACGUCAAAGUGGAAGUGGAAGGGGAAGGGGGAGAGAAGUUUGAAUUCGAUGAAGUGGUCAUGACUGCACCGCUAGGAUGGCUAAAGAGGAACAAGGAUAUCUUUGUGAAUGGCUUGACGGGAAGAUUGGAGAAGGCCAUUGAUUCGAUCGGCUAUGGUGCUUUGGAUAAAAUCUACAUCACCUUCCCCUCCGCCUUCUGGGAAAACACCCCCUCCGAACCCUCAGGAACUUCCACCCUCCCAAUCGCAAACUCCCAAACACCAAACACAACAGCAACAACAACACCCCUCCACCAAGCCCCCUCACAGCCAACAUCAAACUACCCAGGCUUCACCCACUGGCUCAAACCCACCUACGCCAACGACACAAACCCUCACCAAUGGGACCAACAAGCCAUGAACCUCGCCGCUCUCCCCAGCCCCUCGGCCCAUCCUACCCUCCUCUUCUACAUCUACGGCCCUUGCUCCUCUCACAUCGCCUCUCUCGCUGCCCUCCCCCAACCCUCCCGCGAUAAAUCCCUGUUAUCUUUCAUCUCACCGUAUAUUUCGCGUCUACCUUCCUAUAAUCCCUCCUCUCCUGCCUGUAUGCCCUCCUCCAUCUUCGCCACCGCAUGGGCAGGCGAUGAAUUUGCUGGCUAUGGCAGUUAUGCAAAUUUUCAAGUCGGGUUGGAAAAUGGAGAUGAGGAUAUCGAGGUCAUGAGGGAAGGAAUGCCCGAGCAAGGGAUUUGGAUCGCUGGCGAACAUACUAGUCCGUUCGUUGCGUUGGGGACGGCGACGGGGGCGUAUUGGAGUGGUGAGAGGGUCGGGUUGAGGAUUUUGGGUAAAGGACCGGAGGAGGUGAGUAGGGAGGUUGCUGAGAAGGAAGGAGGGAAGGAGAAGGAGUAG